Molecule: messenger RNA, 8583 nt
Organism: Anneissia japonica
Lineage: Eukaryota; Metazoa; Echinodermata; Crinoidea; Comatulida; Comatulidae
Product: protein FAM117B-like
Exons: 7
Coding region: 216-1472 (418 amino acids)
Source: RefSeq, a predicted model, not a curated record
ACGCCAGCUAAUCAAAACAAGGAUUUGCACUUACCAACACACGCUCCUCACACACGCAUACGGACGUCGCUAGCGCUUGGCUCUUGCGGCGGCGGCGAACAGACGUCGUUUGUGAAGGAGUAAGACCUGUCGUUUCGCUAAGAAAAGCGAUUUAGAUCAGAGUGAAAGUACUAAAAGAAGAUAGAUUUGACGAAAAGUGUGGAAAAAAGCUCAGAAUGUCGUCUCAAGGGCCACAGAGACCAAGAAGGACUUCACCUUCAUGUGCAACCAAACCCCAGCCAAUGCGAGCUACACUGCCAUUUACACUGAGGCAGGGUGGCAGCCCAACAAGAUCAAACAGUAGUAGCAUCAGUAAUGGCAAACGAGGUAGUCCUAUCCCUUCGCCAACACAGCCUUGGGAAUCCCAUCGUGUGAAGUCACGACGAUCACCAGACCAUCGAACAUCGCCAGAAAGAAGCCCCAGUUCACCUUGCUUCAGAGUUGAAAAACCAAAGCCUAUGAGAGCAACCCCACCACCGUCCAUCCGCCGCACAAGUUCCCUCGAUACAAUCGCCACAUACUUAGGUGGUCAUUGGCCUAGAGAGAGUUACCAGCCAAACCAAAAACACCAAUCUACACAGACUGAAGAUACGUUAGAAAAGAAAGGAUCACAUAAAAGGUCGUCAUCCUGGGGCAGUGCUGAGUUAAAAGAAAAAUUAAAGCAACAGAGAAGAAAAGGCAGUCGAAACAGUCCCAGCUCUAAUAGCCGUGCCUCACCUGUUCCAGCGAAUCAUUCCGCUGGCCAUAGUUCCAGUUCCCAAAGUCAAAGCCGAUCCAUUGCAAUACCAGUUCCGCGAAGCCAAGGAGUCCGAAUCCGUGGAAGUAGCAGUGUUGAGGGUUUAAAUCAGGAAAUAGAAAAACUAGUAUUGAAUGGAGUAGAAGAUGAUAUUGGAAAACCUCAGGUUCCCACCCCAGAUGGCCACCGUGCCCCUUUUCCAGGAAUACGGGGCAAAAAGAUGUGUGAUAGUGACACACAGACACAUAAUUAUAGCAACGAGGAGAGCAGCGAUGGCAGCCGAUCGGCUAGUCGCAGUCACUCGGAAUCACCACCAUUUCAACUUGACGGGUCACAGCCAUCUAGCAGAGCUAGUUCCUCUGGCCCAGUUGAACAGAAGAAUGAGAAAGGUGACAGCUCUCCAGAUUUACACUCAGGUAAUAAAUAUGCAUCUUCACCAGGUGUCAACAAAUCGUAUCUUUUGACAAGGGAGCCACCGGAAGGAUGUGAAAAGGUUUUGAAGACCUUCUCAGAUCCCAUCCACCCUAUGUUUGAAGGUGAUGAAAACAACGGACUGUGCCCAGACAAGACAAAAGUAUAUUUCUGCCCCAAGGGACUGGGUUUGUCAGCUUUCUGCCCAUUGCCCAAUCUACCUGGUGAAUUCACCACAAAAACACUUGUGCAAAAUAACAACAUUGCUGUGGAUGAUCAGAAAUGAUGACCUAACCUGGUACAAUGAAAUGGAGAAUACGCAACGCACAAUUACCAUUGACUAUGUGGGGUCGGCUUCAAAAUGGUUGCAACUAAAAGGCCACAAUUAUUCUCCCGUAUCUUUGACAAAUAUUUUUUUUAAAUUGAAUACUUAUCUGUGGAAGCCAUUGCAAAAAGCUUGGUGCAAGAGGCCUUUUUAUCCAAUAUUCAAGAUUGCCCUUCAGUGGGUAAUUAGAUACUGAACACUGCCCCCUAUGUUGCUGAUAGUUUAUCAUUAUCGAAGAUCAAUUUUUUUUGUUAGAAUUAGAAACGUUUAUUUGUUCAGUUAUGCAAGAAAGAGUUUUAUAAAUUGGAAUGGCCUCAAUUUACAUAUAAAUUAUUACAUUAAAAUUUCAAAUAAAAAGUACAAACAUCAUCACAGUUUUUGAAAAAUCAAUAGAAAUAUCCUAUAAAGUUGAUAUUAUUUACAUGCAAAGCAUAAAACUUCAAUAUCUGUUACUAAUAAUCAUAUCAAAGUACUGGUAUUUUGGUGUUAGUAGCCAUAAUAUUGAAUUUAAUUUUGGCAUUUUACAUUAGUUAAUACAAUGAUGGAAAACAAAGUGAUUUAGAUUAUGGUGUUCAAGAAACAAUCAAAUUUUCCUCUAAUUAAUUGAAAAUCUAAUCAAAUUGAAGAUAAUAUUUAUGAGAUUUAUUUAAAUGUUCAAUACGAAAUUUGAGAGUUGAUUUUUAGAGGGUUUGCAAUUGGAAACCAAUAUUUAAAUGUUUUUCCUGUUUAAAAGUUUGCAAAAGUACAUAAGUGUAUUCCUAAAUAUUUGACCCUGUUUUAAAGUUGCAAAAAAAAAAUAUCAGUUUUAGAAAUUCGGUUUUAAUGCUUAAUAGAAGAGAAAAACAUUUAUAGUAAAAAUGACUAAACUUUUUUAUUUAUGAUUUUAAAGAUUUAUUUAACUGCCCAUACCCCAAUAAACAAUACAUACUGUACACAAAGAACCUGUACUUUGGUACGUUACGUGAUACCUGUGAGUGUACACCUAACAAAAGCAAAUAAUACACAAUUUGUCUCAUUGCUGUUAAUGUACUGUAUCAUGUUUUAGAGUGAUGCUUAUUUUAAUUUAUAAUUUUAUGCAAACUAUUAUUUUCUGUUUGGUGCUGAGUAGUGUGUUUUUAUUGAAGUGUAUGUUAUUGUCAUCAAAUUUUGAUGGUCGUUGUAGUUAUCUUUCUUAAUCCAAUGCCUACCUGUGCCUCUAUUAUUUGUACAGAAUUUAUGCAGGGAAACAUAAUAUUUUUCCAUGCUAUUUUAUCUUAAUGUAUAAUGCAUAUCUUAUGCAUUAUGUCUAUAGGGAAAUUUUUAUCUGCAAACUGCACCAGUUCAAUUCUCUGAUGUAGAAAUAAUUCCAACUACAUUGGAUAAAGAUUAAUCUAUCAGUCUUAGAGUUUCAGAAAAUAAACCAAGUACUUGUUCAUGUAGUAGCAAUCUUGGUUCAUAAAUGAGAGUUAUAUUAACUAAAGUGCCAUACUGACAUGUGGCUCAAUUUUGCGUAGAAGCAACUUGUCUGACCUGUUUCUUUAACAGCAUUUUGUUCAACUUCCUCAAAUCUGGUUUAAUCUUGGUCUUCAAUCACCAACCUGUAUUGUAAUAAUUACUUGUCCAUUUUGAGCAUUUUGUGCGUGCAUUCUGUUGUAUAUUGCUUAAAUCAGUAUUUUGAUAUUGUCCUCAUUUCCUCUUCGUUGUAACAGUGUUAAACAGCAACAAAUAAGUAUAUAGAUUUUUACCAUUAAGUUGUUAUUAGCUAUUUCUGUAAGCUGUAUCUGAAAUGUCAAAACUCUUGUAUCAAACGGUAGUGAGACUCUCUUGUAUUGAUUCAUUGAGUCCUUAAUGAUGUCAUGUAUUAACCUAGAUUACCUCACCAGUUAAUUUCACACAUUACAAUUUCUAUAUUUUGAGGAGGCAUACUUUGGAAACAGGUACACACUAUAAAUACCACUUGAAAGUGAAUCAGCUGCUAUGUAACGCUGUUGGCAUGCUUCGAUGCUUUCUACACAUUCAGUUUUGUGAAAGUUUCAAGUGUUUGGUGCUUGAUUAUAUUUUGAUAUUUAUUUGUAAGUGACAUCAGAAGAUUGAGUGGGUUUGUUUCUGUCCAUAUUUCUGUGGCAGCCAUUUUUUACCUCAUUUGUGUGCAUAUGCUCAAAGGAAAUGUAGUAGGGUCGAAGGUGACAAGUCAUUGGUGUAAAUAUGUCUGUAGAGGAGUUGAAUACAGUAUUUAGAUUUUUUUUUUAGUUGCAGUCUGAAGGUAAUUAUUCCUUUUGGUUAGUACAGUAUUUUCACAAUCAAGCUUUUAAACAGUUAUUGGGAUAUUCUUUGAAGUUCUUAACGGACAGUAACUUAGCAAAGUGUUCAAGAAUGGAGGAAUCCUGAUUUUGUUUAAUAGUGCUGACUUACAGAGUAAAACGAAAAGGCGUUGGCAUUUAAACAUGUUUCAGGCAGAGACAGGGUGUUUUGAAGAAUCCUUAUUUAGUCUAUAAGGUUAUAAUGGAGCUGAGUGAAGGAUGAGGAUUGUGUAGCAUGUUUGUAACAGAAUUCUCUGAUUGCUGGCGCCAGUGUUGGUACAGUGUUUGCAUAUUCUCUGCCACUGGUUGAUUGGUCAACAUGAAUUUGUAUGGUCACCCACCAUUUACUGGUUCACCAGCUGACAUCAUAGUCAAAUUUAAAGCGAAUUAGUUUUCAGCAAAUUUGUGUUCAGAAUCAUCACAGCUUUUCUUGGAUGGAAACAAAAUUACCUGGUGAGGCUUAUGAUCAAGAAUUAUGCUUUGAUUGUUCAGAGGAAAACAAGAUUUAAGCAUACACUGUAAAUACAGUAUAUUGAAAAUGCAUUAUAAAUAUACUGUACUGUAGUGAUUGAUGAUACAGUAUUUUAUUGAGGUUACUGUAUAAUAGACAGUACAUUGAGGGUAAUACAGUAUAUAAAUACAGUAUACUCUUAAGUACAGUAGAAGAAUACUGUAUAAUGUAUACAGUAUAUUUUGAAUACUGUAUUAAUCAUUCUGUUUGGAUAAUGUAUAAAUAAAGUGUAUUCAGAAUUCUGAAUAAAUACCGUAUAUUGAGAAUACUGUAAUUAAUGAGAAAAUAGAUAACAUAUAAAGACACUUCUGAUACAGUAUAUGUAAUGUAAUGUAUUGAGAAUGUACUGUAUUUGCAAUCUACAUGAACCACCAAUAAUUGAAUGGGGCUUACUAUUAAUAGCUAACUGGUUAUUUAUGGUCAUGUUGUUUAAUCGGAUGGUUAUCUAGGUCGAGCAGUUGGUGUGGUGCGUUGCCGUCAAUUGUCAUCCAUAUUUUUCUUGUGUUUGUAAUUCAAUGGCAGCUAAUUUUUAUGUUUGAAACAUCGCAGCCAUCUUUGCCUGUAAAUCUUCAGCCACGAUUUAUCACGCGUGUGCAUUUCAUAUUCUAUGUAUAUUUAUGGUUUCUGUCUGGAGUUUUAUUCAAGCUUUUAGAAAUCGUGAUUGAGUCACUGAAAACAUAUGUAAGGCAUACUUUAGUCUUCAUCUAAAAUUGAGGCUGGUAGAAUGCAGAGUUAACCUAUGCUACACAUGCAGGUAGUCCGGUAUAAGGUUUGACCUUGAUGUAUUUUCAGUGUGUUAGGUUUACCUUCUGGCUCAUACUAAGCAUUGGGGGGGGGGGGAAGGAAAGAGGAAACAGAUUUUUGAGGGAAGUUAUUAGAUGUUUCCAGAUGGAAUAAAAAGAGAUUAUUUUCAAGUCCUAGUACAGUAGAAUAAACCACAGUAUAGUAAUACUUCAUGGUAUACAUAUGGUUUCUAAAUGAAAUAAUUUGAUAAAGUUACCCUUGCACACUUCUAUAAUGUGUAUCAAUUAGUUACCAACAGAGUUGGCCAUUUUUUUCUGUUGGGCAUAACCCUAGUGGUAAUGGCACGUGUCCCAGAUGAUUAUUUUUAAUAGUUGAAAUAUUUGUGUUAUUUAUGUGUUUUAAAUAGUAUCUUUAAUAAUUUUGGUUCAGAUGAGUCACUAUAUGUUAUAUUUUGUAAUCAUAUUUAAAGGAGCUGCCUAAUGACUACCGUAAUCAGUAAACCUGGACAUACAGUCAAUUCUUUCAAUGAAAAGAGUAUAAAUUAUAAACGGAUUUAAAUUUCAGCCAACUAAUACACUACAAUUAUGUGUUACUUUUAACAUUAUACAGUUUUUUUAGAACCAUUCUUGUAUAGUAUAACAGAUUUUACCCUAUUUUUUUUUUUUAGCCUCUAUUUUAUGAAGCGAUCAGAACUGAUUAUUUAAGCUGUUAAUUUUCAAGUUUGAUAUAAGAGCAUAAAUUUGAAAAGACAAUUAUAUUUUCAUGGAGCCCUAUCCCCAUGUAUAUUAAUGUAAUCCCAAAUGUAUAUAUGAAUUUACUAUAAGAUGAACCCACCCACUUCUCUUUAUGUAAUUAGUUUUUUCACUUCAUAUAUUAUUUAGUUGCUUUUUAGGUUGUAGGUUGUAAAAAUUGUAUAUUUACCUGUUUUAUGCAGAAUAUUUGUUUACUCCUCCAAAAGUUUUAAUACAGAUUCAUCAAUGCCUCAAUGGUUUAUUUAGAGUUAAUAUAGCAUCAUACGACAUUUGCAAAUAGCAAACCCAAUAGACCUUUCUGCUAAGCCCUGGCCCUGAGAUGCUAAGGUGUAAAUGCUGUUAACUUGUUUGUGUAUGAAUUUGAUUGGUCGGUUUUGAAGUUUAAUUGACACUUCUAGUAAGGUCCAUUGUUAGCGAUUUUUUUUGUGUGUGUGCAGACUGAUGAUGAUUAUAUCUGAUGAUUCUAUUGAUGAAAGUUUUAUUUCUUUCCAUUAUAAAUAAAAAUGUGUGUGAUUUGUGUAUGGAAUCCAGUAUUUGAUCUCAUCUGAUUUUAUUUUUUGAUUCCUUAAUUUUUCUAUGUUUUCUUUUUUUUUUUUAUUAUGUAUAGAUUUUGAUCUUGAAAUUCAAUCAAGAGAUUAAAAAUAUAUAAAUUGUGUGUCCAUUAAGCUCUGUCAACACUGUCAUAUUUUGUGACAAAUAACUGAUAUGCUGAUACUUAGGUUUAAUAUGACCAUCAUGCCCGUAUAUGGGCACAUCACACAAAUUUGUCGCAUAAAAUUUGAGAGUGCGGACAGAGUUUGAGAUCAUUUUAAGAUAUACAGUCUGUGAGCUUAAAGCUCUGUCCACACUCAAAUUUUCUUGGACAAAAAAAAACUGUUGUAGUCCAUAUAUAGUCAUGAUGUACCUAUAUAUGAUCAUGUGAUGUCAUGACCAUAUUUAGGCUUGUCAAAUAAAAUUUGAUAGAAUGGACAGGGCUUAAAAAUGAAAAAAAGACUUGAAACAUUCAAUAUUUGAUUUGUUUACUUUGUUUGUAGUAUAUUCGGCUUACAGUUGAAAAUCAAAAUCGGAGCAACAAAAUCUUUCCCUUUCUGGUUAACAGAUGCAUAGGUGAUAACAUUUCUAUAUUCUUUGCUUAAGCCCUCAAGUCAUAUCAUAUCACAAACUAACACGGUGAAAUUAGAUUAUGUUAGUUUUUCACAAACUAAACACAAUUUACUUUCAUUGUGUUAAGUUUGUGAUAUGAGCGAUGAUAUUUAGGAGUUUCAUAAAUCAGUCAAAACUGAAUUGUUUAUGGGAAGCUUAUUACUUGCUUGAUCCUAUUAAAUAAGCAGUUCAAUGUGUUUAAUGUUUCUGGGGAAUUUUUUUUUUUUUUUUUGGUUAUAUAGAUUUUACUACAGAUUGUAUAUAUCUUGUGUGUUUGGACAUAACGAUUUUUAUUUUUUCUUGUAUUUGGUUUAUACCUGCUUGUGCUGUUUUUAAACAUUGUUUAUAUAUAAUUGUGCUGCUGUGUAUUUAUGUUAUUGGUUAUCAACCAACUGUAAGGCCUGUGCUUAAGUAUUUACUGGAAUUACAGUACCUAUUCAUCAAAAUUAUCCAGUUUUUUGUAUUGAAAAUAUUGUUAAAUUAUUUCCUUCUGCUGUGUUUGCAGCACAAUUAAGUCCAUUUUUAUAGAACACUACAAUUUCAACAAAAAAAAAAAGCAAAGCAACUGAAGUUCUGUCCAUGUUCUUUGAAAAAAUAUUGUUGUAUGCCCAUAUAUGAUAUGAUGUCAUCAUGACCUUAUUUAGGCUUGUCACUUUUUUUUUUUUUUUUUUAAAUAAAAUUUGAGAGUUUGGACAGGACUUAAGUCUUGUAUUGUAUUGGGAGGUAAAAUGAAAACCCAUGUUAGUAAUUGAUCUAAAAGUAAACAAGUUAUUUUACUCUUGUUUUACCAGUAGGUUUGAUGUUUUUUUUAUGGUGGUUCUCUUGUAUUUGUGAUUUGUCUCUGUAUUUUUGAAAAUUUUGUUCUAUAUACAUUGGUACUUAGUUAAAUCGUAAGAGAAUUGUUCAAAAGAACUGUAAGUGAACUGGCAUGACCAAUCACAAUGGAAGACUGAAGUGUAACAGUUUCAAAUGUGAUAAUAACCAAUACCUUAUGAAUUGUUUUAUUUCAUAAUUGUAAAAUAUGAGGUACUGUAUGUUUAAAAAAUGAGAUCUUUUAUUUUUUGGAAGAGCAGAAAUUAUACUUAAUGAUUUGGCUGUAGUUUUGAAAAUUUGAUACCUAAAUUAAUUUCAUUUUAAGUUGAGGAAAAUGGUUAUGUUUAUUUGAUCCAGUGUCUUCUGAAAUAUGUUUCAAAAUCUGCAUUACAGUGCAUACUGACUGGAGUCUGUCAGAUCAUGUUUGUUGGAAAUAAUAUGCUUUACAUCACCAGAAGAAAAUCUGAUCAUACAUUUUGAAAUCUGGCAGACAAAAAUGUGAUACUGUAUUUUCAGUAUGCAUUUUAUUUGCAGCUUCAUAAAGUUGUGUUUGUUUUUCAUGGAAUUUCAUGUUUGAAUUGUUGAAAUUUCCUGGUUAUUUGGAAGAAGCUAAUUAGUAAGAAUCAUACAAUAAUGUGCAUAUGAAUAAUACAAGUUAAAUAAGGAUUUAUUUUAUUAUUCUUUGCACAAAUGAUACCAAAGGAAGAGGACCUAAUAUGACAACAGUCAACUGUUGUUACAAAAAAUGGUUUUGAAGUUAACUUGCGGAUGUACUGGAGAUGUGUCUAAUGAUGAAGAUUUAUUAAAAGAAGGCGCGACAGCCUAGAUAA